UUCCUUUAAAUGGAACUAUAAGGUCAGAUAUCUUUGUUGGUACAAUCGUGAGAGAUAGGCGACCUGGUGGCCACAUUUACCAGUUGCUCCUCUGCCGGUAGCAACGCGAGAAAGAAGUAUCUGUCAAUUGCGAAAAAGCAGGCUUCGUACAAAGUUGCAGAGAUGCGACUGACGUUAUCUUUUCUGUUCCUGUGCCCGUUGUUGUAUGUUGUACAUGGCGCAACCAGUAAUGACGUGCAACUUCUCCAUCAGCUGCAGGCGCAGUUCAAACAAUUUGAAACGUCCGUAAAACAAACAAUCGGCGGUCUGGCGAGACAAAUGAUGCUUCAGCAACUGUUUGUAGAAGAGAGAGUACGCUCAGAUGGUAGUUCCGGUGUCAAGCAAAUUCGAAGCAAUGGCGGCGGGUCAAGACCUUAUCACUACGAUACGUAUUCGAGCCACUCGUUUCUCGCUAUCCAUGAGCACUCGAACUAUGACCGAACUGUCGGCAUGGGUGAAUUUAUUGGAGUAUUGAACGGAGUCGAAUUCCGAACCAGACAUAACGACUACAAGCUCAGAAUGCCCCACCGAACAAAAUCAGAUUACCAUGCAAUGGAGGAUAUUCCAUUUCCCGAUGUUCCACCAACUGUUCGCAACAAGAAAACUAUCCCAGAGCAAGUUGCAGAAAUGCAACAGUAUUUCAAAGCUUUCCGUGAUCAAAAUACUAAACUGAGAAAUUACAAACCAUAUUUCAAACCAGUACUGUGUUAUCUAGAAGGCGGCUGGACUACAGACACGAAACACCUUGACGAACCUUUCCAGAGCGACAGACAUUUCAUUGACGCAUCCAGUUGGUUUGACCUACAACAAAAGAUUCAGUAUAUGUCAUCCACAGGUGGCAAAAACCAAUUCGAAAAUCUUUCAUACCUACCGACAACAAUUAUAAACGUAACAGAACACGGCGAGCCUAUUUACGCACAGUGGAACUACAGAAUCUUAUGCCAUCCAAUCAAGCGUGAUCUGGAGUUGAAGGACCUGAAACCAGUCGAUGAUUUAGCAGCAAGAAUGGCAUGGAUGCCAAAUUACAACUAUAGUGAUUAUACAAGAAAAGGCAAACAAGUUCGAUUCACUGUGGCCCCAUCAAGAGGAAAUGGCUAUCACGCUGAUGAUGGGUUUGGAACAUAUUCUGACCGUCGUUAUACUUAUGGUACAAUGGACUCUAUCAUGAAUGAAAUUCCAGGUGUUGACAACUAUCCCGGCCAUCAAACAGAUGAUUCAUUUGGGCUUCUUAAAUACAGAAUUGAUAUGAAAAAUGCAACCGUUUUGAACACUGCUCGAUACCAUCGUCAUUACAGAGUAAUGAGAAAGGGUGCUAUGGGUCUGAGUGUACGCAACAGAGGAUACUCUGAUACCUCUCUAUGGGUUGCUCAAACGAAGAACCCAAAAAUCGCAAAUUUCAACGUCAAAGAUUGUGAACGUAAUUCAAAGACACAUAAGAUGGAGUGCAAAUAUCAUGAGGCAAGAACAACAUAUGCCGUACCACUUGAAAUAGUCUGGUUGACACCACUCAGUAGUUGGAAUCCAUACAACCUUCGGCUUCUAGACAGAGAUUACAGAACAUUCCAUUAUGUAACUGAUGGUGGACGAGACGGAGGUCUGGACAAAGCGAAGGCAUUUAAUGGUUCAUCCUUACAGAGCUACUACCUGACACCGGCCGAGUUUUUCCAUGGUGGUGAGGCAAAUAGAGAUCCAGCAGAUACUGCAAAGGAUAUUGUUGGUGUCCUAGAUCAACAUGGAGAGGUCCGUCGUGUAACUGCAUCCGGUAUCCGUAUAUUUUCCCCCGAAAUUCCAGGUGUCGGAAAAAUUCGUAUUAGAUACCCAAUAGCCCCUACACACCAAGAAGGCAGUGCAACCUGGAAGAAUCUAGCUGCAAUGGAGGACAUGAUGAUGGACAUGCAUAAAUAUCAGAAAAUGUUCGAACACAAGCCACAAAUCAAGGAUCUGAACAUUCAUGAGGACAUUCAUUAUGCUACGUCAACAACCCACUCAAAUCCCCCAGGAGCCCACAAUCAUGAUAUCUUCUUAACAAAGGAGGAACUAGACGGCUUGAAGCAUGGGCACACUAUUAGGGUGUACACUACAGAAAAUAACGGGCAUCAGCACGAACUCGAACUGAAAGCGGACCCACAUUCACAUAAUUACGCCCGUCUUUCGAUCGUGACAUGCGAUGGCCUUCAUCGUUGUUGGGACCACCAUAACAACGUUGCAUAUCUUCAACAUCAUUGAAGUCUGAAAUAAUUAUGUAUAAAUGACAUUGCAGUUAUAAUAAAAGUAAUGACAACAAAAUAA
Molecule: messenger RNA, 2328 nt
Organism: Ruditapes philippinarum (Manila clam)
Lineage: Eukaryota; Metazoa; Mollusca; Bivalvia; Venerida; Veneridae
Exons: 3
Coding region: 163-2265 (700 amino acids)
Source: RefSeq, a predicted model, not a curated record